Cotesia glomerata is the source of this 2081-nucleotide messenger RNA. Its product is annotated as acyl-CoA-binding domain-containing protein 4. Gene Ontology annotation, biological process: fatty acid metabolic process. The record is from RefSeq and is a predicted model, not a curated record. Bases 434 to 1510 code for a protein of 358 amino acids. Gene Ontology annotation, molecular function: fatty-acyl-CoA binding. NCBI's taxonomy places the organism in Eukaryota, Metazoa, Arthropoda, Insecta, Hymenoptera, Braconidae. The transcript has 5 exons.
AUCAGUAGUCAUCGUCAUAAUGCAUUGAAAUUGCAGAAAAAAGGUGAAAUAUUAAAAAUAAAUAAUAAAAGAAUUUUUUUAUCUGUAAACUUCAAACGUUCGUCGAGUUAUCGUGUGUCAUUAUUGCUAUCAAGCGGCUAAGUAUAAGACUAAAUAAGUUCAAUGAGUGUUUUAUUUAGUUUACUCUUUACUCUCACUUACUAAUAUUUUUUAUUUAUUCAUUAUUCUCUUAUUAUUGUUAUUAUUAUUAUAUUCUAGUUUAAAUUAUAUUAGAAAUAUAGGAGUGGUGAAAGGACUGAAUUGUGUUAAAAUUUUCUACAUUUUAAUUAUUGGAGAUCUGUUGUUAUUCAGAAAUUUUAUUUCAUAUUUGUGUUAAGUCAUCGUGGAUAUACACGCAUAUAUAUAUACGUUGUAAAUUAUUAAUAAUUAAUUAAUGAUGACGACUGAAGAAAAAUUCGAUGCUGCUGUUAAUGUUAUCAGGAAUCUACCGAAAAAUGGUGCUUAUCAGCCAAGUCAUGAGUUACAAUUGCGUUUUUACGCUUACUACAAACAAGCGAUGGAAGGACCAUGUCAACAGCCAAAACCAGCAUUUUGGGAAGUUGUUAAAAAAGCCAAAUGGGAUGCUUGGAUGAAAUUAGGAAAUAUGAGCCGUCAAGAGGCUAUGAACAAUUAUGUUGAUGAAUUAAAAAAAAUUGUUGAAACAAUGUCUUACACCGACAACGUCGCCAAUUUUUUGGGCAGCUUAGAUUCAUUUUAUGAAAGUGUACCGUCUGAAGAUUUAGAAAUGCUCGUAGGCCCAGUUAUUGAACGUAUGCGCUCACAACCUGGUUCACCAUUAUCUGGAUCACCAUUAGGUUCUAGAGAAACGUCACCACAAAGAGUACGCAAUUCAUCACGUCAUAUUACUAGUAGCUUGGAAACAAGUCCUGCGAGUAGUCAUAGUGCAAGUCCACUACCACCUGAUAGUGAUGGUGAUGAAGAAGAAGAAGAAGAGUUUAAAGAUACUUUAGAGUCGGCACCUAUAGAAAAAUCAUUCAAAGAAUCAAAGUCUUCCAUUGGAAAUGGACAAUCAAAAAAAAAUAUCGGGGACCAAGUUAAGUUAAUAACAAUACCAACAAGUUUACCAAAUGGCUACGCUAAUAACAUUAAUGAAGGGAAAUACCAUCUGAUAAAUAAUGAAAAACACAAUAAUCAUGACCGCAGCAGAGCAAGAGAUAAAAAACAUGAUAAAGAUCAUCAUGAAGAAAUAAAAAAUGAACUAAUAAAUCAAAUGGCUGAGACAUUACAAAAUUUACAAAAUGAUUUGGACAGGAUAACUGGUCGUGUUAGAAGUUUAGAAGGACAAAAUUUACAACUACUCACUCCCCAAACGGAACGAUCAAAUAUUUAUCCAAGAUGGUGGCCCUUAUCAGAUUGUUCACCAAGAAUCUUAGCAUUAAUAAUAUUGUGGCCGUUUGCAGCUCAAUUUGCUAUCAAUAUCAUUCGACGUUAUCGCCAACAAAGAAUGUGAUCUAUUUAAUUACCGAUAAAUAUUUAAAUUGUUUAUUCAGCUAAACUAUGUCUCGAUCACACUUUGAAGUAGAUUAAAUUGUUUUUAUAAUGAAUUUUAAGCUGAAUUCAAAUUAUAAAAUAUAAUAGUUAAUAAUUGUUUACAUAAGAGUAAAAAGUAUAAAUACGAGUAAGAAUUUUUUUAUGGAGAUAGGUGAUGUAAAAAUUUGUUUCUUUGAUAAACUGCAAUUAUUUGUAUAUAAUGAAAAUUAAUCAUAAAAAAAAAAUUAGUAAUAUAAUAUUGUUCCUCGAAUUGCUCAAAUUGUUAUUGACAAAGCUCUGAGGAAUGUCAAUUUACACGUUAGCCAAAAUAUUAAAUUAAUAGAAAAACAAAUUGAGGAUUAAUGAUAAAUUAUCUUUGAGACUUUAAAUAUUUAAUAAUAAAUUGAUAAAUUGUACAAAGCAAAUACUAUUACAUUCGUCAAUAUAUUUUUUAAUAUUAGUUUUUUUAAUUUUACGCUUUUAUUUUUUUAUAAGUAUAAUUAUGAACUGUUGAUGGAAGAUUAUUUUUCAUGAUAAAAUUUUUAUUUUAU